This is a messenger RNA of Uloborus diversus, 6004 nucleotides long. Its product is annotated as ras guanyl-releasing protein 3-like. Gene Ontology annotation, molecular function: calcium ion binding; guanyl-nucleotide exchange factor activity. NCBI's taxonomy places the organism in Eukaryota, Metazoa, Arthropoda, Arachnida, Araneae, Uloboridae. Bases 9 to 2174 code for a protein of 721 amino acids. The record is from RefSeq and is a predicted model, not a curated record. The transcript is spliced from 17 exons. Gene Ontology annotation, cellular component: plasma membrane. Gene Ontology annotation, biological process: positive regulation of GTPase activity; Ras protein signal transduction.
UGAGUAAAAUGCUACCGUUGACACAAGAUUUCAUACUAUGGACAGAUAAUAAUUAUUAUCCUGCUUGGUCUAUCACCGGAUCUAAUAAUCAUGUGAUGCUGUUAGAAGAAGAGCGGCCUGUUGUACCUGGAGUGACUGUCAGAGCCGCAACAGUCAGCGCACUUGUUGAUUUGCUUGUUGAUUCCUUUCUUCCUGUUGGUGGUGUGAAAGAGAAAGAAUGCAGUUUUCCACGCAUCAUGAUGCUCAUGCACCAAUGGUUCAUCUCAUCAGAAGACCUUGCACAGUCUCUAAUAGCUCGAUUUUGGGACGGGGGACCUAUAGAUAACUGUAGUACAUCAUGUUCACAUACUCUGCGAGAAAUCAGUGAAUGUGCAAUAUAUCAUUAUCGAUCUCGAGUGUGUCAAACAUUAAGGUAUUGGAUCUGUAUGUUCCCCAUUCAUUUUGAUCUUAACCCACCUCUCACUACAACUGUAAAAGAUUUUCAGAAACAUUUGAAUGAUCAAGGUUAUGGUACUCUAGCUGAUCUUCUCGAUCUUUCAAAACUCCCGUCUUGUGAGUGGGCUCGUAACUUGUCUGUACGUAAUCCUCCUGCAAAACAUACACGAAAAAUUUCACUUGUUUUUGAUCAUCUGGAAGCAUCUGAGCUCGCUGAUCACAUUACUUUUUUAGAACAUAAAGUUAUGCGUAGAAUUUCAUUUGAAGACUUCAAAUCUUAUGCUGAAAGAGGCACACCUCAAUCUCUUCCACGCUUAGAACGUUCUAUCUCUCUCUUCAAUUCUUUAUCACAGUGGAUUCAGUGGAUGGUUCUUAGCAAAUCCAGUCCACAUCAAAGGGCAGAUGUUGUUGCCAAAUUCGUAAAAGUUGCUCAGAGACUUCUUCAGCAAAAUAAUUUUAACUCCCUCAUGUCCGUGGUGGGUGGCCUAAGCCAUAGUUGCCUUGCUAGACUUUCUCUCACAAUGGCUUGUGUGCCUGCCGAAACCAAAAAGGCUCUUGCGGAUAUGAGUGAGUUACUCGCAUCAGCAUCCAAUUUCAGUAACUAUCGUAAGACGCUUCAAGAAGUUGAAGGAUUUAAGAUUCCUAUUCUUGGUGUUCACAUGAAAGAUCUGAUCUCCUUGCAUGUUGCCCUUCCUGAUACCUUGGAAGGGGGUCUAGUUAAUUUUCGAAAGAUUGCUCAAUUAUCCCUCAUCUUUGGGGAGCUGUGGGAGUUGCAGAACUCUAAUCCAAGACCAGUCAAUGAAGAGCUUGUAAAUACUCUUAAGCUGUCACUGGAUACGCCUUAUACAGAAGAUGAGUUAUAUGAUUUAUCACUAUUAAAGGAACCAAGAAAUUAUGAGUUAUCACUGGCAAAAGAGCCCAGAAAUAGUCAUUCUCCACAGUCAUCACCAACUCGCCUUUCAUCAUUUUCAGAGUGGGGUCCUUGUGGACCAAAUGCCGAUGAAGGUACUUUUCAGAGGUUUCUGCGAUCAAUUUCUGAAGUACUCUUGAAAACUUAUGACCGUGACAAAGAUGGUUUCCUCUCAUCAGAAGAAUUUGAAUCAAUGGCAUCAAAUUUUCCUCAUAUUGAUUCUUUUAGUACAUUGGAUUUGGAUGGUGAUGGCAUCAUCAACCAAAGUGAUUUGAUAUCCUACCUCUCAUCUUCAAAAUCAAAAGCUUUAAGAGUCAUCUUCCAACACGAUUUCAAUGAAACCACCUAUUUCAAACCUACAUUUUGUGCACACUGUGCAGGCCUGCUUUGGGGAUUGAUAAAACAAGGGUACAAAUGUAGAGAUUGUGGCAUUAAUUCCCACAAACACUGUAGAGAAUUGGUGAUUAUGGAAUGUAGGAGAACAUCUUCGAAUCCUACUCAAUCGGACUCUUUUGCAACUGCAGAUGGUCUUCGCACAAAAGUUCGCCUUCAAAGACCAUGGCGUCGUCAGUUGAAAAACAGCCAAUCAGACAAUGAGUCCAUACAAUUACUUGAUGACAAUUGCAGCUGUGAUAGUGGAUUUGUCAUAGCAGAUUCACCGGAGUUUAAGGAUUUGCCGCCUAAAAGUCCAACUAUCCGGCCUACACCCCCAUCUCCCCGUGCACCUCCUUCUCCUAGUGGAUGUGGUUGCCAACAAUUCCAAUUGCCAAGAGCUAAUGCUCAGGACCAAGACAGAGUAUCUUUGCAUCCCAAGCAUGCCAUUGUAUGAAAAAAACUCUAAGGUUUGGGAUUCAGAGAUUUUUUUUUUUUUAAUAUACACAAGUUCUACAUAAAAUUUUAAUGGCGGACUAGUUGUAUAUGAAAGAUUUUUUAAAACUGCAUUAGUAGAUUGAGAUAGAGGUUUGAAAGAGACAUUUUUUUUAAUGGAUGUAGCUAUACAUCUUUUAACACAUCAUGCUUGUAUGACUGUUGACGGCAUCAUUUUGACAAAGAAAAAUCUAUUAUGUUAUCAUUUUAUCCAUAUUUGACGUAUGAAAUUCUGUAGAAUUUGUUCCACUUAGCAAAAGAGGAAAAACAAGAGGAAAAAAAAAGAAAUAGUUUCAACUAUAGCAGUAUUAAAUUUUGAACAACGUGUGAGGUGAAAUAAGGGAAGUGAACUGUUUCAAGCCCAAAUUAAUUUUGUUGCAGGGCUGGAAAAUAUCAAGAUAUUUUGGAAAAUAUCUGAUAUUUUGAUAUACAGUCGAGUCCCGACUUACGCGAGGGAUGCGUUCCAAGACUCCUCGCGUAAGUCGAAAUUUUGCGUUGUGGAAAAAUAUGUGUAUACCAAUUUUUUAAAAGCAUACCAAGUUCUUUUAGAUACUUAUAAACACCCCCUCAGACUGCUUCAAAACAUUCUUUAACUAUACACUACAGUUUCUUAAAUAAAGAACUGAACUUUUACUAUUUAAAAAAAAAACUUUUAUUCAACAUGAAAUGCUUUAAGAUGCACAAAAUGAAUGAUCAAUGGGAGGAUAGACAUAAAAUAAAACAUGGUACGCAAAGUAUGUACUAAUAAUAAAAUGCUGCACUAUAAUCGUACUGUACAGUAGAUACAGUAAUAAUAUUUACGAGUUAAAAAUGAAGAUAAUGAUGAUUUAUGCUCCAUGAUCAGAUUGUUAUUCUUAUCCAAUGCAUUUUAAAUGCGGUUGCUUCGCCUUUUCUUUUAUAACGUUUCAAUUUGGGGCAACAGCCCCUCUUUCUUAUCUCUUUAAUCCACAAUACAAGAGCAGUUUCUAUUUUAAUAAUAUUUACUUUGCUAGGCUGCUCUGCAAGCUUCAAUAUUGAAACUAAGUUCUGAAAUUUUACGGAUAUCUUUGUUUUUGCUUUGACUUUUAAUUGUACGUAUGGAAGAUCUCAUAAUGUCGUACUACCCUCGACGUUUUGUAAUUGUUCAAGCAUAUCGAGAAUCUUAGCCCCCUUUUUUUAAUAAGAAACUUUCUUUUUAGUCCCAUCUUCACAAACUUUAGAUAAAGGUGCUACUGUGGUGCCAGAAAUUUCAUCAACUUUAAUAUUUAGAAUGAAAAAAAUGAAUAAAUGAAAGAUGCUGAGUGGUUUUUUGAUGCAGUAACAACGUGAUGCGUAGAUUAGUUUGGUGUGAGAACUUUCGAUGUCAGUGAUGCUUAAAGGGAUUUAAUAACAUUUACGAAAUCAAUAUUUUGUAGCCUUCCUUCAAAAAAAAAUUCGCGUUAACUCUAAAAUUCGUUACUCGGGAAAAAUUCGCGUUGUAGCCAUUUCGCAAAAGUUGAAUCGUAGUGGGAAUCGACUGUAUAUCGGAUAUUUUGAUAGAUAUCCGAUAUUUUCAAUCAGCACAAAUUAAGUCUUCAAAAUAGUAAAUGCAUCCUCAAAUCACUUUAUUUUCUUAUAUUAUUAUUACAAUAUGUAGAGUAGACUUAAAAUUAAAACUCCUUCCAUUAUUUAAAUCUAAUAUUUCACUGUACAUUUUUAUCAAUUUUAAUGGAGUUAAUUUAGCAUUAGCUUUUUUACUCAUUUUUCUUCUGUUUGCUACUUUUACAGUUAUAUGAUUCAGAAAUAAAAAAUAUGCAUUAGUCGGUGCACAGUCGUAUAAGACAUUUUCUUAUUUUCUGACCAACAUUUAAUAUUUAAUCAGGCACUUUUAAUAUGAAUUAAAAUUAUUACUUUACUGAUAGUUUUAUGAAUAUAAAAUAAAAAACGAAUAUCAUGUUACUUUGCUGCAUUAAUGAUGUAUUAAUACAUCAUAAAAAUACAGUUCAUAACUUUUUGGUUAUUUCUAAUAAUAAAUUAACAUUACUAAGAUUAAUGUUUUUUUUUUUUUUAUUGAAAAUACCUAGUUGCAAAAAUAAAUAUCGAAAGUAUCAAAAUAUCAUGAUAUUUUCAAAAUGAAUAUCGGAUAUAUAUCAUGAUAUAUAUAGGCGACCCUGUUUUGUUGAGUUUUUUUUUAUUAAACACACAUAUACAAAUUCUUUAAAAAGACUUGUUUCUGAUUUUAUUAAAAUUCAAGAAUUGAAAUGUAUACUAUUACUGGGACAAGCUCCUUUUAGGGAACAUUUUAACGUUUCCAUUUGUAGUAUUAUACAACAGGGCAAAUGAAUAAAACUUGUUAGGUUUGCGAAAUAAUUAUUCUUAGAAGAGUAUUAAAUCAGUCUGAAAUAACUUUACUUAAAUAUUUGCACCUGAUGUUUUUGGCUUCCAAAAUGUGUCAUCCGUUUCUUUCAUGAAGCUUUUAGCAGUUUUACUACAGACGGCAAAAGUACAUCAAAUUCUCCACCAAAAAAAUGAAAACAUUAAAUAAUAAAAUUGAAAUAAGCUAUACUAUACAGGACCCUUUUUUUAUGCCUACAUUGCAGAGAACUUUCCUGUAGUAAAUAAUACUUAGUUGUUACAAGACUCAGUAUCUUUAUUUUUUUAUCAUCAAUAAUUUCAUCAUCCUUUAAGCUUUGAGACAGACACUGAUUGGAGGUUUUAAUUUGAAGGCGGCAAACCCUACUCGGGUCCUAGAAGUUUUUUUUUUUUUUUUACACAAUUUAAUCAUUUUGUUAACUUGGAGAAUUGUAGAUAUUUUUUAAAAAAUGAGCUAUGAAUUCUUUAGGGAGGCAGUAGGUUUUCAGAUUACCCCUAAUACUAAAAUUCCUUAGAACUUCUGAUGUAAAUUAGGAAAUUUUUUGUUCAAUCUCUGAAAUUUUGUAUCAUACAUCAUUUCAAGUCGAUGUUUUUGAGGUUUGUUUUAUCCAGCAUUACAGCCGAGCACUGUUUUGUUGAUGAAGUUCUAGGAUCAAAUCGCCCUACAUUCGUAGGUAGAGCAAGAAAAAUUACAAAAAUUCUUAUCAGAUAGUUUAACAUAGCGAUAGACAUCAUGCCAGAAUAGCUAUUACAUCUUCUAUAUGUUGAAGACAAUGCCUAAAAUUGUAUUGGAAUCCAGUGCUAUUAGAAGCCAGUUAAAAUACCAUAUACUCAUUGGUAGACAAUUUUGGUCUUUAAAAUAUGUAAUUAUUGCAUUACUGUUUGACCACCGAUGAGAUGGAGUGACAAAUAUCUGGUUUACAGGUAGAAACAGAUGCAUUGAUUAGUUUGCAAGGUUGCCAGUUUGUUAAUUUAAGCCGAGUCGUAUUGAAAUAAACGAAACCAAUGCAUAAAAUUUUUCCUUUUCCCCCUCAUUUGGGUUAAAUCGUUUUAACUGAUCGCUUGCCUAUUCCAUAGCACACAAACCUGGUUAGACAGUAUUAUAUAUCUCCUAAAAUUUGUUCUUGGGUGAAAAUCUUGGAAAUUUUUUCUGAGGUACAAUGUAAAAUACCCUUUCCCAAACAGGUCGUAUUGUGUAAGAAAUAAAGGGAAAAAUACUGUACUAAAAUCGAAAAUUUUAAUUAGACAGGAAAUCACUGCAAAUGUGGUUGGCUUUUUCACCUGAAGUUAACUAAAAUUAUAGUACUAAUUAAUGUUUAAGAAGUUAUAGACCAUCUGUUAUUGUUUACUGCUACCAGAACAAUAAUAUAAUGCUGUAGAUAACAUCUUGAUCUUAUUCUCACUACAAUUUUCCUUUAAAAAAUAAGAUGAAAAAAAAACAAAGUAACUAAAUUAUUUUGA